Molecule: messenger RNA, 1096 nt
Organism: Cuscuta campestris
Lineage: Eukaryota; Viridiplantae; Streptophyta; Magnoliopsida; Solanales; Convolvulaceae
Source: the annotation of a GenBank genome assembly
CUUGGCCAGCCUCAUCCACACUCGUCUUCUCCAAGCUUUCCUAGAAACCCUAAUUCUCUGCAAGAGAAUGCAAAACAGCCAUGGUGAGGAGCAAGAUUGCUAUACCACAGAAGUUCAACCGCCCAAAGGUCUCAAAAUACCAUCCCUCCUGGUUCAAAAAAUACUGCCAAGUACGCAAGAAACUUCAAGAAACAAGGGCGGAGAAGGAAACAAUGGAGAAUCAAGGGUCUUCAGCGCAUAUCACCCACAUGCAAGAGCAAGAAGAUGAUGUAGCACAUGUACCAGCCCCAUAUCUACCACAGGUGCUCUGCAUAGAAUACCACAAAUCUGAGGAAGGAGCGGAGACCAUUGAAGUGUUGAAACCAGAUUCAGCACCAACCAUCAAUGUGCCAACCCAGUCUCCACCAGAUGCUCCAGUUCAAGAAGACGAAGAGUUCAUCAAAAUUCUGGAUGAAGAACCUCUUGUCGCAGUCUCAGAAGUCCCAUUCCAAAAGGAAUCCGUAAUAAAGAAAAGCAAGAAGAAAGUGGUUCCCAGUACAAUCCCUCAACGAAGAUCUAAGCGGAAGUUGAAGCUAGAGGAAGAAUCAACUUCAGAAGCACCACCUCAGAAGAAGCAAUCAUCAUCCUCCUCUCAGAUGGACUCUGCAGCAAAGAUGGAGGUUGCUGGUCCAACAACUGCAAAAGACAGAAAGACACCCUCCUUGGUGAGAUUCUUGAAGCAGAAACUGAUACAGGUCAAAGAAGAGUUAGCCAGGACCUCACAGCUGAAAGAGAAAAUAGAUAUUGAAAAAGGUCACUUGGUGGUCUUGUUGCGCCAGGCUAGGGAGGCAACUCCAGAUGUGGAGCAUACAGACACAGAGGAGGAGGCCACUGGAAGCAUGCAUUCUGAUGAAGAGGAGGGUCACUCUGAGGGGGAGAGUGAGGAAGGGGAUUCCACUUGAUAUGAUCUUGAUCUCACAAAACUCUGUUUUAUCAGCUUGUCUUUGUGUUGAGGUUGGUUUUACCUCUGGAUUAUGUGUUUUUGCUCUAUUAUGACUUGCUUGUGGAUUCAAAUGUUUUGAUUGGGAUUUGCUGAUGCUAGAUAUGACCUAUGGUU